This is a messenger RNA of Lepisosteus oculatus (spotted gar), 10418 nucleotides long. It is a transcript of the gene ralgapa2, whose product is annotated as Ral GTPase activating protein catalytic subunit alpha 2. Gene Ontology annotation, molecular function: GTPase activator activity. Gene Ontology annotation, cellular component: nucleus; cytoplasm. NCBI's taxonomy places the organism in Eukaryota, Metazoa, Chordata, Actinopteri, Semionotiformes, Lepisosteidae. Gene Ontology annotation, biological process: regulation of small GTPase mediated signal transduction; positive regulation of GTPase activity. The record is from RefSeq and is a predicted model, not a curated record.
GUAUAAAAUCAAUAUGUUUUGUAAAUAAAACACACACAUUAAGAGGGAACUUUUAGGCAGGUCAUAUUCUAAAGAGGAUGUUAGCCACAACACCAAUAUUUUUAUGCACAGUGUCAUGGACUCUUUAAUGAACACGUCACAUAAGCAAGAAAUCUUCACAGAACAGUACCCUCGGUCACCGUGCCGGGCAAUGGAUGGGACAUUCUGGCACAGAGAGAAGAGCGCCACCUUCUGGUCCACAAACACAUACCGCUUAUAGCAGCUACUAGGUUUUCCUUAGAGGUCCUGGCUAGGCCCAGCCCUACAUACAGUACAGUAACUUCUGAGAUCUGAAGAGAUUAUGCUACAAGCUGCUAAAGCUUAUAUACAGUAUAAUGUAAUCUGUUACACUCGUUUGUGUGACCAUGAGAAAUACCUCCCUAAGGGAGCAACAGUCGAGACUGAACAGAUUCUUGUAAUUGUGUAACACAUACUGUACUUCCAAGCAUUGUUACACUGAGCCCAUGCAGUAAGUAGCCUGCAGUGCAUUGUACUGCUCCAUGUUGCAGUUUUAAAAGCAGCGAGCAUAUACGAAUACACACAGUACCCACAUGCGUGUGUUUAGUAUUCACUUCCUAGUAUUCGUGUUUCUCGCGUCGUUUUAUCAAAGAAAACAGCAAAGACGGAAACGACAAACAGCAAUGCAUUUUCGGACGACUGUCCUAAGCACGGACCGUCUCAGUAUUCCCCCCACUUGCGAGAGGAAAAGCGCUCUUCGGCUGCUGGUCGCGCCGUCCUUCACUUCCGCACAAGAAGAUGAAGAAGCGGCGGCGAUGCCCUUCUGGAGCGCAGGACACGGAGACGUCCCCACGCACGGCACGCUCCGUGUUUACACUCCCACGAAAGGAGGAGACUGGCGCACAGCGUCGGUUUGCAAGCCAGGCACGACAGCUGAAAGGGGAGGAGGAGGAGUGGAAGGGGGGAGAGAAAGUGAUACAGAGAGGGGCUGUAUGGUAUAAAGGAGGAAACCGCAGCUUUCAACAUUUCCUUCUAUAGCGGAAUGUUUUCUCGAAGGAGCCAUGGAGACGUCAAGAAAUCUUCACAGAAAGUUCUGGACCCAAAGAAGGAUGUGUUGACCCGACUCAAGCACCUUCGGUCACUGCUAGAUAUUCUUGAAAGGGGGGAGCUGAAAGCAUUCUUUGAAAACAACUGCUCUCAAAUCUAUUUUAUCUUCUAUGAAAAUUUCAUUACACUGGAAAGUAACUUAAAACAAAAAGGGAACAAAUCACAAAGGGAGGAGCUGGACUCCAUUCUUUUUCUCUUGGAAAAAAUUCUUCAACUUCUUCCAGAAAAGAUAUACAAUAGAUGGCAGUUCCACAGUAUAGGUACUAUUUUGAAGAAGCUUUUGCAUACUGGAAACUCUUUCAAGAUAAGAAGUGAAGGAAUCCGCCUGUUCUUACUGUGGCUCCAGGCGCUCCAGAACAAUUGCUCUGAAGAACAGUUGUUAAUCUUUGCUUGCCUGGUGCCCGGGUUCCCUGCAGUGCCAUCCUCCAGGGGUCCUUGUACUCUGGACACUAUCAUUUACAACCCCUUCUCUAACCCGCCUGAUGCCAAGGUUGUUCCUGAAGAAAUCACACCUCUUGUGCCAGCUGUAGCUGGAGAAAAAGUAGCUGAUGACCAGACCUGCUUUCUUCUUCAAACUCUUCUGAAGUACAUGGUUAUACAGGCAUCAAGCUUAGAAUGGAGAAACAGAGAAAACCAAGACACUGGCUUCAGGUUUCUCUUUGCACUAUUCAAGAAGUACUACCUUCCUCACUUGUUUCCAUGCUUUACGAAGUUGACCAAUUUGUAUAAACCUUUACUAGAUAUUCCUCACCUCAGACCAAAGCCUUUAUAUGUUCCUGUGACUCGCAACAAUGAGAGCACGUACUGCACAAGGGACCAAUACCUGGCGCCACGUGUUGCUUUUAUCAAGUGGCUUGUGACCUUCUUUCUGGAAAAGAAGUAUGUCACGACUGCUGUUCAGAACAGUAAAAAUGGAGUUGAGGUUCUUCCCAAGAUAAUUCAGACUGUGACUGCGGGCAGUACCAGUCAGGAGAAGAACGCGGAGGCCGAGUCGAAUUGUCCUGUUGAGCAGGACAAGAACCAUUCUAACAGCAGCACCCUGUCGGACCGCCGGCACAGUAACUCCAGUUUGUGCAGCAUCGAGGAGGAGCACCGCUCUGUCUAUGACAUGGUGCACAGCAUCCUCCUGUCCACCAGGGACAACGUCAAUUUUGUCAAUGAGGUCUUUCAUCAGGCUUUUCUGUUGCCUUCCUGCGAGGCUUCAGCUACACGGAAAGUGAUUAAAGUUUACAGAAAAUGGAUUCUGCAAGAGAAGCCUAUGUUCAUGACAGAGCCCGAAAAGACCAAGCAAGAAGAGGAGGGAGACGACAUCCCUGUGCAUUUGCUAAUAUCAGAGACUGACAGCAAACAGGCCACAGAAAGCUCUGGGCACAAGCGCACCUCCAGCUGGGGCAGAACAUAUUCCUUCAGCAGUGCAAUAAGCAGAGGCUGCAUCUCUGAAGAGGAGAACCGGGACGUCAAGGCUGGUAUCCAGUCUGUGCUCCAGGUGUUCCUCACAAAUUCAGCCAAUGUCUUUUUACUUGAACCGUGCCACGAUGUCCCCAAGCUAAUGGAAGACCAGGUUGAUGUGUGUAAAGGAGUGCUUAGUAUUUACAGACGGAUGAUUAUGGAACACACCAUGAACCAAAAGACAUGGGAACAGAUGCUGCAGGUGCUGCUCAGAAUAACAGAAGCAGUGAUGCGGAGAUCUCAGGAGAACCAGAGGAAGGACCCAUUUGCAGAGAGCCUGGCAUGUCUCCUUUUCCGGACAAUAAUAGUGGCCUGGGUGCGAGCCAAUCUGAGCGUGUUUGUAUCCAGGGAGUUAUGGGAUGAGCUCCUCAGUGUGUUAUCGUCUCUUACUGACUGGGAGGAACUGAUCAACGAGUGGGCCAACAUCAUGGACUCCCUGACGACAGUGCUAGUCCGCUCGGUCUACGGUCUAGAUAUGAGCAAUCUGCCCCUGGACAAGCUGAGUGAACAGAAAGAAAAGAUACAGAGAGGCAGAGGUGUGAUUCAAGAUGCUCAAAAAGCAGCAGCAGUUGGCAGGUCAUUUUCUCUGAGCUGGAAGAAUCAGGCAGAUGCCCAGGAGCCAAUGAGAUUCAGAAGUGCUACAACGUCAGGGGCUCCAGGGGUGGAGAAAGCACGAAAUAAUGUUCGCCAAAAAGCCACAGCUAAGCGAAGCCAGUCUAUCAGCAACUGUGUGCAGCUUUACGAGGCUUUGCCUGCUACUAAAAGUGUGCCUAUGCUUCUACACACUGUGAGCUCUUUCUUGCCUGGUAUCUCUUCCAGCUCUUGUUCUCAGAGACUUUCAGAGGUGGACGAGUGCCCGCCGGCGGACGGCGGGGCCGAGGGGGAGCCCGCGGAGCUGGGGGAGCAGGGGCUCCCUCGCAGCAGCAGCACCUCCGACAUCGCGCGGCAGCUCUCCGAAACGCUUCAAGGUCAAAAAAGGGAGUAUUCACCAAAUGCCAGUAGUUCAGACAUGAGAACCUGUGGCCUAGAGAACGCCUCGAGAGUGAGAAGAGAGAGUGAGCCUCCUGUGAUUCUCGUACGACGAAGUAGCAGUCCUCCUGAUGUAGAAUACCCUGGGGACUCUCACUUACAUUCCGGAAAGACAAGACUACGAGAAAAAAGUGAGAGUGUGAGCAGUGAAACCUCCAAUGGUUACAUCAACGAGAAUGAUGUCAGCCUGAUGUCAUGGCAGGCUUUUGAGGAAGAGCAGGACUCCCAGUCUCCCAGUGAUGUCACCAUUGACCCAGACACACAGAGAAGUCUUCUGCAGCUGAGCCCCACAGAUGCACUGACAGGUUCUGACUGUGCCCUUCCUCCCCACUCUGCUCCCUCCUCCCACCCCCAGCUCCCCUCUGCUUCACCAGCUUUGCUAGCGCACCCUGACUGCAAGGACUGCCCCCCACUCCUGGAGGAGACGGUGCACCAAUCUGUAUUGCACAUGCCUGAGGACCUGGAUAGCAGCGAGUGCCUGGCUGAUGACAUUAGUAUCAUUGCUGGGGGCAGUCUCACUGGCUGGCAUCCUGACUCUGCAGCUGUGCUGUGGAGAAGAGUUCUGGGAAUUCUGGGAGACGUCAACUGCAUCCGCUGCCCCAAAAUCCAUGCCAAGGUGUUCUGCUAUCUCUAUGAGCUGUGGCACAAGCUGGCAAAGAUCAGAGACAACCAGGGAAUAAGUGUUGAUAAUCAGUCUUCUCCUCCUCGACCAGUACUUAUUCCACCACUGAGGAUGUUUGCAUCCUGGUUAUUUAAGGCUACAGCUCUGCCUCCUCAGUUCAAAGAAGGGCAACUCCAGGCCUACAGGCUGAUCUGCGAGAUGAUGACCAAACAUCAGGAUGUUCUUCCCAAUUCUGAUUUCCUUGUACACUUCUACCACGUCAUGCAUAAGGCCUUUACCAGCGAAGAUCAGGAUGUGUUAAACACAGUCAUCAGGCACUGUUCCCCGCGCUUCUUCUUUCUCGGCUUGCCCGGUUUCACAAUGCUCGUGGGUGAUUUCAUCACCGCGGCGGCCCGCAUCCUGAGCACCGAGACGCUGGAGGCUCCUCGAAUUGAAGCACAAACUCUUCUUGGAUCUUUAGUGUGCUUUCCAAACCUAUACCAGCAGAUGCCAUUACUACAGACAGUUCCUGGAACUACUGAUAUCAUCGUAGGCAAUGAAGAAAUUAAGGACUAUUUGAUCAACAUCUUAUUGACCAUUGCGAGGAAUGAGCCCAGUGAAGGAGCAAGAUGCAUUGCCAUUUGUAGUCUGGGCGUUUGGAUCUGCGAAGAACUUGUGCAGCAGACAAAUCACCCAAAUGUUAGAGAUGCGAUAAAUGUAAUUGGUGUAACACUGAAGUUUUCAAAUAAAGUGGUUGCCCAUGUCGCAUGCGAUGUGUUCCAGCUUUUAAUCUGUCACUGGCAAAACCUUCAGAGAUAUGAAUACUCUCUCCCGAAGAAAAUUACUGAAAUUUUUGUGGCUACAAUCGCAUUUCUCUUGCCGAACGCAGAACAUUCAACUGUGGAAGCAGAUAAAAAGCUAAUGGUAUCACUGCUGCUCUGCCUGCUGGAUUGGUGCAUGGCAAUACCUUUGAAUACACUGCUAGAGCCUAUUACCAUGCCUGUGCUUGAAGACUCUUCACAAAAAGCUCCUCUGCUGGACUAUAUUUACAGGGUGUUGCACUGCUGUGUUUAUGGGUCUAACCUCCACACCCAGCAGAGCCAUUAUCUUCUUAGUCUAGCUGACCUGUCAGCUACAGAUUACGAUCCCUUCUUGCUUCUUGGAAACGUCAAGAACUGUGAGCCACAGCCGUCUCACUCAAGUGUGGAUUUUGGCAACCUGCUCACGGUUGCUGAGGAGAAGAAACGAAGAAAUAUGGAGCUGAUUCCCUUAACUGCUCGGAUGAUCAUGACGCAUCUUGUGAACCAUCUGGGUCACUACCCACUGAGUGGAGGUCCAGCCGUCCUUCACAGUCUCAUCAAUGAGAAUCAUGACAACCACUAUGUGGAGUCCUCUGAGCUCUCCUCCGAAGUGUUCAAGAGCCCCAACCUGCAGCUGUUUGUGUUCAACGAGAGCACUCUUGUUUCAUAUCUCCAGAUCCCAGCAGAAAAGGCUGGAGCUGGGGAGCCACAGAUGGCUUCUUCAGAGGUCAGAGUUAUUGUAAGAGAUAUCUCAGGGAAAUACUCUUGGGAUGGUAGAGUUCUCUAUAGGCCUUUAGAUGGACCAAUGUCUGGUCAAAAUAAUGACUACAUACCAACAAUGCAUUGUGGCAGUACUUGGUCUUCGGACAAGACGCAUCCAGCUAAUUGGGAUUGUCCUGAUACUGAGGAAGGGGAUGAUGUUCUUGACAAGCUUUUGGAAGAUCUUGGCCACAGUAGUCCAGAAUGCUUACCCCAGCCUCAGCUGAAGCUGAAUGAACCAGCAUCAUCACCAUUUGGAAUGAGUUUAGAGCAGGAAAAUGCCAUUACAGAGACCAUCUUGAGGCAGACUAACCAGGAAGAAGAAAAUGUGAAGAAAUGCAGUAAUGACUUAAGGAUGAAGGUAGCCAGUCAGAAAGAACCAACUCAUCAAGAACCCAAAGCUCCUUUCUAUUUCUGUCGGCUUCUGCUGAAUGAUCUGGGAAUGAAUUCCUGGGACCGGAGGAAAAGUUUUCAUCUUCUGAAGAAAAACUCUAAGCUUUUGAGAGAGCUUAAAAACUUGGAUUCAAGGCAAUGCAGAGAAACCCACAAGAUAGCCGUGUUUUAUAUUGGCGAUGGCCAAGAAGACAAGUGCUCUAUUCUGUCCAACACUGAAGGUAGUCAAGCAUAUGAAGACUUUGUCUCUGGACUUGGCUGGGAGGUGGACUUGGCCACUCACUGUGGAUUCAUGGGAGGCCUGCAGAGAAAUGGCAGCACAGGACACACUGCACCCUAUUUUGCUACCUCCACAGUUGAAGUUAUUUUCCAUGUGUCUACAAGGAUGCCCUCAGACUCGGAUGAUUCACUUACUAAAAAGCUUCGUCACCUGGGAAAUGAUGAGGUUCACAUCGUCUGGUCUGAGCACAACAGGGACUAUCGCAGGGGCAUUAUACCCACAGAUUUCGGGGAUGUGUUAAUUAUUAUUUAUCCAGUGAAGAAUCACAUGUUCUUCAUCCAAAUCAUGAAGAAACCACAGGUCCCUUUCUUUGGUCCUCUGUUUGAUGGAGCCAUUGUAACAGGAACCCUGUUGCCAAGUUUAGUACGUGCCACAUGCAUCAAUGCCAGCAGAGCUGUGAAAUCCCGCCUAACACUCUACCAGAGCUUCUAUGAAGAACGGGCACUGUACCUGGAAGCCAUAGUGCAGAACCACAGAGAGGUGAUGACCUUUGAAGAUUUUGCAUCUCAAGUGUUUACUCCCUCUCCAAGCUACUACUCCCUAAGUGGGACAGGUUCCCUCAGUGGCAGCACGAGUGCUGAGCUCAGCGUUGCCGUAGGAACAGACACCACAGAUCAGGUCUCCCCAACAAUGCCACGUGCCACAAAGAGCAGAGUCUCGGGGAAACUUCGGCGAUCGGCCAGCGCCAUAAGCAAAUCCUCCAACUGAACUUGACUGUUUUUUUACUUUUUUUUUCUCACUUUUUAAAAAUUGAAAUCUCAAGGGUUUGUUAGUUUUAGAACCUUGUCAUCCAUUCACUGCCGGGGUUUUUUUACGUACCACCAGAAGAACUCUUGCAGUGCUAAAAGUUCCAGCUAAAAAAAAAAUGAUUUAGCUGCAUUUUCAAUUUUAUUAUGUGUCUCUUUGUCUCUUUGCUAUAAUUGUGUAGUAUUGUAUGUUUGAUCUUCCCGUUCCUUCAUUGCACAUUUCAGAGUUUGUGGUCAAAGAUUUGGCAACAGGUAAUUUUGUGUCAUACCAUCUUUUAUUUUUAGAUUAUCCUUGAUUUUUGCCUAUGUUUUAAAACAGCUGAUUUAAUGAGAGUGAUUAGUGUCCUUAAUAAUAUGAGUAAAAUAUUUGAAAAAGCUAAGUUAUUUUUGCAGUAAUUGCUUGCUAUAUGACUAGUCCAGUAUAUAUUCUAAUCCAUUUAGUUUAAAAAGUGGUGAACGUGCAAGAUCACAAUUGUACGUCAAGGGAGCAUGUUAAACUGAAUUCCAGCAGAACACGCUUGAAGCUGCUGUGAUUGAGCUUGCUUUACAUUUUGUUAGCAGUAAAAAUGUACACAAAAUUUGGGAUUUUAGAUUAUUGCUUUCUCUUGUAGUCUGUCUAACAAUACUUCCAUUCAGUGUUUGCAGUGACCCACAUCAUGUGGGAAUUUUUUUUUUCUGGUUGCAAGAUCUUGAAAUACUGUAUCCUGGGAAUGUGUGUUGUCAUUGGUUUUCUUCAUAUUAAUAGGCAUCAAAGGGAAGACAUUUUGAACAAACAUUCUGCAAAUAGAAGCAUUCAUCUUUUUCACCUUGUCGUUAAUGUUUGUUUUUUCAAGAUUAUUUAGUAUGGCAAUUCCAAAUAAUCUUUUAAUUCACCUGUUUGAAUUCAAUAUAAUUGUAUAGACCAGAAAAAGUGAAAUGUAACAAGAUUUUUUGUACAUAAUAACCAUUGAAAGCUUUGUAGCCCAAGUGAAAGUAAGGGAUUGGUAAGUGCACAUGACUUUACUGACUGAAAAGACCUCUACAUAUGUGGUUUGUCUCCAUAUGUUUUAUAGUAACACCUACAUUACCUUGCAUGAUUUAUGUUGGAUCUUCUAUUAUACUGUAGGCGUCUGUUUAAAAUCUGAAAGACAAGAUAGUCUUCAUUAGAGUCUUACUCCUGCUUGUAUGCAUCUCAUUUCCAUGUAUUAUCUUUAGUUUGUUUUGGUUUGCUUGUUUUUUUUUUCAAUCCUCCAGAUUAAAAAAAAAGAUUAGAUUACAGUAAGUGUAAUUCUGUGUAGUUAUCCUUUGUAAAAUACUUUAACCUUUCACAGAUUCCUUUAAUACCUGUUUCUUAAUUAAAUUGUUUUUCAUCGGCCCAUGAAGCUACAAAUAUUCCAUUGUGACAUUCCAAUGUUUCUAUUUUGCACUAAUCAGCUGUGAUAACAUAUUGUAAAAGUGAAUGUUUCUUCCUGUGGUUAGAUGUAAACCACUUUGAUUUUUUUUAUUUGUAAAUAUGGAGUAAUAUUUGAUAAACACAAUUCAGUUAUAUUAAAUUGACAUUUCUUUCAUUGAGCUGUUAACUUCAGUGAAUUAGCUGAUUAGAUUAAACCUGCAAUCAGAGCCUCAGGUGAUUCUUACCUAAACAUGCACUCUGUAUCUGGAACAGAAACUGGAAAGUAUUGCUCACCAUGCUGAUGUAAUACCUGGCUUUGAAGCUACUCUGUGUACUGUGUGGUGUACACAAAAUCAAUGCAGACACAGCAUUUUUUCAGUUUUCUAUGUUUCUGUGAAAAGUCAUUUCCCUACAUCUAGUGCACCUAAUGCAUCUUUCUCGAUGGUUUGAGUGGAGAUGAACUGUAAAUGGAGAUGCACUGUCAUUUCUGAGAAACCUUGCUGUAUCAGUCUAUAUGUUAUAUCUACAUUAUAUGUCUUUCUAUAUGUUGAAUAUGAGUAUGUCCUUUUGUUCACACAAAGUUGGCUGUGUAUGUCAGACAUUUUCCUAUAGUGUUGAGAUGUUGAAUAAAUGUCUUAAAAAAAUAGCUUCAAAAUUCAAAAUAAUGUGGGCUUUAAUUAGACUUCAGCACUAAAGUAGUAAAACUAUUCUAAAGAUUUUUUUUAUUUCUCAAGAAUUGAGACAGUCUGAAUGAAUAUCAAAACACCUUGAAUACCAUAGAGUAACAGGCAGACAUUAGUUACUAGCAGUACCUUUGUUAUGAGAAGAAUACAAGAGUGCUUUUUCCAACGGGUUUUUUUUUAAAGACAACUGAAUCCUCAGCCCAGUAUUAGCAGGUAACAAAAGGAAAUGGUUCUAAGCACUAAUGCGUCCUUAUCAGUCUCAGCUGGUACAAUAAAAGCAAGGUGCAUUUAACAACCACUUUAAUUUAAAAUGCUUAAUUACUUUAGCUCUCCUGUAUCGCUGUAGAUUCAUCUAAGUGUGGUUCACAAAUACAUACCAGCCAGGUGCAUAGGUUUCAGAAGUGUGCAUCCAAAAAUACACAUGCAUGUUCAUUGUUAUGCAUCCCUAACACAUUGAUAAAAUAAAGAGGGAGUGUGCACAGAGAAUCUCUAGAGAUAUGACACAAGCACAUAAGCCUUUCACAAUGGUUACUUGGCAGGUACCUGUAACAUACUGUAGUUAAGUAGUGCAGUUGUUUUACAAAGUUCGAUAUGAUACUGGGAGUUAAAGGUUCAGAUAAGUUGCACAACGAACGUAAAUAAUGCCAGCAUUCAGGGGGGACAUGCAGAAUGCCAGAACUGAAGUCAUUUUACCCUCCAGAUAAUUUGAAUCUGGCUCUUUGUUGUUUCCAUAUGGUCCCUUGGCGAUUCCGUUGCCAUGAAAGCCAGGUAUUAAUCAGGCUGUGUGAGCUCUACUAGAGAUGCAACUCCAUCCUGCUGCACUAAUUUGCCUUACCUAUACACAAUUCUCAAGCACUGAUAAAUAACAUAGGAGGCGUGUUCUGAGAGUUGCACUCAGAAAUCUCUAUAUUAAAGAAUGUAUGCAAAUAAAAUUCUGUCUUUUAUGGAUCUGUCAACAAGUAUGAAACUACAAAAGCUAGUGUUAAUUCUGCAUUAUAUAAAAUAAGCAUUUUUAAGUGUGUUGCUUUGAAGCAUAUUCCUGUAAUAUAAUCUUUGUAAAAGAGCUGGGGUUGGGGGGCUUGAAAUACCCAUGUUUUAUUGUUAACAUAUCAAACUGUUUUUAAUUCUAAAGAAAAUCCUGGCUACCUUUAUUAGAAAUGUGAGAUUUAAAUGAUGUUUCAUUAAAAGUGAUUUGAAAUUCA